Molecule: messenger RNA, 4710 nt
Organism: Closterium sp. NIES-65
Lineage: Eukaryota; Viridiplantae; Streptophyta; Zygnematophyceae; Desmidiales; Closteriaceae
Source: the annotation of a GenBank genome assembly
AUGAAGGCCAUUGUGGUGGCCGGCACGCACAGCGGCGUGGGCAAGACGAGCGUCGCCGUGGGGCUCAUGGCCGCCUUCCGCCGACGAGGUCUCCGCGUGCAGCCGUUCAAAGUCGGACCUGAUUUUCUGGACCCCAUGCACCAUCAGGCGGCUACAGGCCGAGACUCGUACAACCUGGAUGGGUGGAUGCUCAACAGGGAGGCCAACGUGGCAUGUUUCACACGUUUCGCAGCCUCAACUGACGUGGCAGUUGUGGAGGGCGUGAUGGGGCUAUUCGACGGUCGAGAUGGCAAGACAGAGGUCGGCAGCACAGCAGAGAUGGCCAAGAUCAUAGGGGCCCCUGUUGUCCUCGUUUUAGACUGUUGGUCUAUGUCUAGAAGCGCGGCAGCCAUGGUACAUGGUUACGCGUCCUUCGACCCGUCGUUGCGAUUCGCGGGGAUUAUUCUGAAUAAGGUCGCCAGCGCAGCGCAUGCCACGUGGCUGACUGAGGCGCUAGAAUCAGCACACGUCAGAGUUCCCGUCCUAGGUGGCAUCCCGAAAUCUGCUGACGUGGAGAUGCCAGAGCGCCACCUGGGAUUGCACCGGCCUGGGGUGGACGCGGACGGGGUGCCAGCUCAGCACGCCGAGCGGCUGGCGACACUGAUUGAAGCCCACGUGGACCUGGACAGGCUGUUGCAGCUGGCAGCUGACGUGGCAGGGGCGCCUACGAUGGGGCUUGGGGGAGGGGAGGGGAGUGUGUGUGGAGGGGAGGAUGUCGGAGAGGAGAGUGUGAUGGGCGGAGGAGGGAGUGUGAUGAGUGGGAUGGGAGGAGCAGGAGGGAUGGAGUGUGGUGGAUCGUUGGCCAAUGAGCUGCCUCCGUUGUCGAUGCCGCCUGGAAUGAAGCUUGCGCGCAUUGGGGUGGCGAGAGACGAAGCAUUUUGCUUCUACUACCAUGACAACCUGUCGCUGCUGAGAGAGGCCGGAGCAGAGAUUGUGUUCUUCUCUCCGCUCACCUACCCCCUUCCACACCGCCUCGACACUAUGUACUUUGGCCGCUCUAGCUGCUCUAGCAGCCAGAGAGGCGGGUAUCCCCAGCUGCACGUGGCUGCCGUGGCUGCUCUGGCUUCUCUGGCUGCUUGGCGUCCAUAUUUCCAAUCACCAUUGUGCCAUCUCCUUCCCCUCUGUUCACAUUAUUGCCUUUUGUUGCCCACCCUAUCAGAGGCGGGAGCAGAGAUUGUGUUCUUCUCCCCGCUCACUGACCCUCUGCCGCACCGUCUCGACGCCGUGUACUUUGGCGGGGGGUAUCCUGAGCUGCAUGCUGCUGCUCUGGCGGCCAACACCAAGUUGGUGUAUGCGCUCAGGGCGUUUGCUGCUGCUCUGGCCGCUCUGGCCUGGCUUGCAUAUUCCCGAUUCACCCUUGUGCCAUCUCCUGCCCCCCUGUUUUCAAUGCUGUUUCGUCCCACCCCACCAGAGGCGGGAGCAGAGAUUGUGUUUUUCUCCCCGCUCACUGACCCUCUGCCGCACCGUCUCGACGCCGUGUACUUUGGCGGGGGGUAUCCUGAGCUGCAUUCUGCUGCUCUGGCGGCCAACACCAAGCUGGUGUAUGCGCUCAGGGCGUUUGCUGCUGCUGGCGGGGUGGUGUACGGCGAGUGUGGUGGGCUCAUGUACCUGUCACGGAGCAUCGAGUUGUUCUGGGUUUGGAAGCUGGUGUAUGCGCUCAGGGCGUUUGCUGCUGCUGGCGGGGUUGUGUACGGCGAGUGUGGUGGGCUCAUGUACUUGUCAAGGAGCAUCAAGACGAAGGAGGGAGAGGUGCACGAGAUGUGUGGGUUGCUGCCCUUCCGCACUCGCAUGGUGUCUACACUCAAGCUAGCCUACUGCACGCCCAAUUGUGUGUUGUUCCCGGCCGAGCUGGGCGAGAUGAGGGGGCAGCUCUUCCACUUCAGCGAGGUCGUUUCCUUUACCCAUCCUAACCCCUCUCUUUCCUCCCUUGCCUUGCCCCACCCUCUCUUGGUCUUCCCUCUUUGUUACCAGGUGCGUCCCCAGCCCAACUGUGUGCUGUUCCCAGCGGAGUUGGGCGAGAUGAGGGGGCAGUUCUUCCACUUCAGCGAGGUGGUUCUGGAUGACGGCUCAUUCCAUGGCGACCAGCUGGAGUUCGGGUACCUUAUCGAGCAGCAAACUCCAGGUGCCACCUCCCGUCCAGAGGGCUACAUGGUGGGGGCAGUGCUAGCGUCCUACGUGCAUCUGCACUUCGCCUCCAACCCCUCCCUCGCCCACGCCUUCAUAGACGCGUGCCGAACCGACCCUACCAAAUCCGCAGCUGUCGCUGCUGCCUCUGCCUCAGCAGUGGCUGGAGCUGGGGCGGCAGCGGCGGCAGCAGCAGGGGCGGCAGCUGCGGCGGCGGUGGCAGAUGCGUUGAAUGAAGACGACAGGUUGUCGCAACGAUCGGUCUCGUAUAAUUUGUACGCGUCCCCGGUGCACCCGAGUGCUUAUUCAGGUGGUUUCUCAGGUGGCCCGUCAGGUAUUUCGCCUGAGCACGACGACCCCACCGAGGCUGACCUCCAGGCUCGGCGGAUGGGCGCUCGCGAGGCAGAGGAUCGGUCCUCACGUUCGGAAUCGUAUGUGAUUGGAGAGCGCGUGGGCGGCAGCGUCGUCCCAUAUGCCAUGUUUCCGGGUGGCAGCGCCAUUGGCAGCGCUGUGGCGAGAUCAUACGGCGGGCAAUCAAAUCAUGCAGGAUAUGGAUAUGGGGCGGGAACGGGCGGCGGAAGUGGGGGAAGAACGGGCGGCGGAGGAGGAGCGGGGGGGCGGGGAGGAGUUGACUGGGCUAGAUACGAGCUCUCACCACCCCUCCCUUACCAAUCCACAGGUUACAGCAGGGAGGGGAAUGGCAGUCAGGGGGUGGGAGGGCCCGGGUUUAUCCCCUCUCCCAUGCGGAGGUCUAUUUCUGAAUUGUGGGUGUCCGGGGGUGGGGGUGGUGGGCUGGAUGAGUUGAGUCUGGGCGGAGUGCAAGGGGCGACUGGGCAAGGGGGAAGAGGAGGAGGGGGAGGGGGAGGCGGAGGAGGGGGAGUAAGAGGAGGAGGAGGAGUGAGAGGAGGCGGAGGAGGGGGAGAGGUUGGAGGCGGUGCCUCUGCAACAGACGGUCGCAGCUAUGCGGAUUCGGGUUCUGCUUCGGAUUAUGAUGAGAUGAAUGCGAGUGACUUACGAAGCUCUUCUGAGUUUGAUGAGGGGCUGACGUCUAGUGGCCGGCUGUCGGAUUUUGUGGGGAGCAACAGCGGGAGGAGCGUGGAGCAAAUUUAUGAGUCGGGAGGAGGGGGUGGUGGAGGAGGGGUGAAGGGGCCUUCUAGUGGGAAAUUGGCGGAUUUUGUGAGUGCAGGGGUCGGGGUUUUGGGAGAAGGAGGAGGAGGAGGGGGUGGAGGUGGAGGAGGAGGGGGAGGAGGACGGGGAGGAGGAUCAGCUGCAGCUCUUACCGGGACUCACCCCAUUCCUCUUCCUACUUCUUCAGAUUCACCCCAGUUCAAAACUCCUCCCGAACCUGCCUCCAAGGCAGCAGCCGAAGCUGCGGCCGAAGCUGCAGAUCCCCACACUCACUUCUCCCCUUCUAAAGACUUCUCGUUUGGUACGAGAAGGAGGUUGGAUCUGGGUAAAGCUAACGAGGGGGGGAGAUUGGAAGAAGGGUUUGGGGGAGGGGAAAGCAGGGGAAUGAUAGGGGAUGAGGGGCCGCAGGGGGGGAUGCAGCAGAGAGAGCAGCAGCAGCGGCAGAGGCUGGGAGACGGACAGGGGGUGGAAACGGGUGCUGGUGUGACAGUAGAGAGUUACGGGGUGACUGCAGCAGGGUUGAGAAUGGCAGGCGGAAUGGGGGGUGUAUUUUCAGGUGGAAUGGCAGCAGAGGGACGGCAGCUGGGAGGAAAGAGCAGGAAGCCUCGUGUGGUAUCACUGUCACCUUCAGCAACUGAUAUCAUCGUGGCACUCAGAGCAGCGGACCAGCUGAUUGGCGUGUCGGAUCAGUGCCGCCCAUCCAGCUCCCUCCCACACCCAUGCCACGUGGUGCUUCGCUGCCCUGCUGCCAGCAAGCCGUCUUCAAAGCUCUCCCAGGUGCUAGAGUCGGUGGUCACUGUGGGGGCAGCUCUGGGUCUGCACCAGCCAGCUAGCUCCAUCCCGUUUAUAAGCCUCUCUGAUUUCCCGUACCGGCCUCUCCUCUCCUCCCCAUACCACCAGCUCGCCCAGGUGCUUGAAUCGGUGGUCACAGUGGGGGCGGCUCUGGGUCUGCAGCAGCCAGCCCAGGCCCUCUCCUCCCACCUCCACCUGCGCCUGCGCUCCCUUGCUGCUGCCCUCGCCACCGCUCCCCGCCCCCGGGUCACCUCCCUAGAAUCCAUCUCUCCUCUCGUUAUGGCUGGGCACUGGCUGCCCGAGAUGAAAGUUUUGGCCGGGGCAGAUGAUGGUGGGCUGCAGGAGCCGGGCAGCCCGGUGCGGAAAGUAUUGUGGGAGAGCAUUACGGCGUUUGGGCCUCAGGUGCUGUUUCUGACGCCGUGUGCUGCUGAUGUGACGACAGCUCUUGCUCAGACAGCUCUCGCUCAGGUGAGCAAGGAGGGAGCAGUGUUGUUGCUCGGCAAGGGGUGGGAUAGCGGUGGAGUAAGGCAUGAGUGUGGGUGGAAAGGGAGAGCUAUGGCGAUUGGGCCCCAGGUGCUGUUUCUGACGCCGUGUGCUGCUGUUGUGGAGACUCACUCGCUCACGUAA